AUGCUCAAUCUCACGAAUUCAAACACAGACAGAACCAACAGAAGGAUCGUUGAAGUCACAGACUACAGCGCAGAAAAGACCAGCAACAACACUUCUACUAGCCACAAACUCAACUUCAAAAUGGGUGUUCACCCUCAAAUUGUCGGCCAGGUGCCAGACAUGAAACUCGAGGAGCUCUACCAACCAACCAUGGUGAGUAUUACGGUCGUGGACGGGGAUGAGUCUGAGACCUUCCACAUUCCCCGCGAACUGAUUUGCACUCGCUCCGAUUACUUCAGAGCCACCUUCAAGGGACAAUUCUCCGAAAGUAAAUCACUUACUACCACAUUAGAGGAGACUCCGAUCUGGACAUUCAAGACAUUUGUUGGUUGGCUCUACACCUGCCGACUUGUUUUACCUCAAACACCGACCGGUCUGCUCGGCGAGACUGGAGAAGCAAAAGACCCAACGACGUGGCCUUUCCAGACUCUGUUCGAGCUAUCAUCUUCAAGAUCUCCUCUGGAGACGGAUACCCCGAGCUUUCUUUCCGAGAUCGCUUUCCUUUACGGAAAUGUUCCUCGUGCUUCGCCUCUCAUUCGAUUCAUCUGCUAUGAUGCGGCCGAAAAUCUCGAUGAGAACGAAGCGCUCAGAGAUUAUCAGAAGCAGAUUAUCGCCGUACUUGGCGAUGUUGAGAUCGCAUUUGAUAUCGCUUCUGAUUAUAAGGCUGCAUGUGAAGCGUCGAAGCGUCGAAGUCCAGAUUGCAGGGGCUCUGCUGGACUCUUCGACUUUGGGAUCUCAUGCGAUGCACAUUCCGUGCCACCUUACGCGGCGAACCACUGUUUGCAGAAGUGGUGUUUCUGGCACGAGCACGAAAAGGACGAGAAUGAUUCCGAGAAGACUAUCUGCGCGCACAGGGUUGAGAAUUUCGAGGAGAGACUCGAAGCUCAAUACGAGGAGUCGGGCAGGUCUGAACUCUGGGAGGACAGGAAAGGUGCAUGGCGUCGGUCUAUGUUUACGCUAACUCCUUCCAGAAGCGUACGUGAUUUCUUUGACUAUGGAUGGGUAAACCUUCCGUUCUGA
This is a messenger RNA of Cercospora beticola, 1059 nucleotides long. RefSeq names its product BTB/POZ domain-containing protein. Gene Ontology annotation, molecular function: protein binding. The record is from RefSeq and is a predicted model, not a curated record. NCBI's taxonomy places the organism in Eukaryota, Fungi, Ascomycota, Dothideomycetes, Mycosphaerellales, Mycosphaerellaceae.